AUGUCCCGUGGUGGUGCAGAAGCUGCUGCACACCUGCUGUGUGACCACCGCGGGCAGGAUCAAGGCUGCUCCACUCUCCAGCUGAGCACUCUGAGUGGAAACAGCAAAUCUGCACCGUUGCUGGAAGUCAGGGGGAACCUCAGCACCAUGCAGUACUCUUCUGUGGCACUGAAUGCAGAGCCCUCCAUGGAAAAGGGAGCUGGGAUUGCCCAGAGCCCCGGGGAAGGCACAAAGGCUGCAGCCUGCUCGGGCAGCGGAGCCGGCAGGGCCUGGACCGUGGAGUGCUUCCAGAGCCAAUAUCUGACCAGAACCAGCACCCAGGGACAGGUCUACAACUUCCUGGAGAGGCCCAGUGGGUGGAAGUGUUUUAUCUAUCAUUUUGCAGUAUUUCUCCUGGUGCUGAUUUGUUUAAUAUUCAGUGUACUGUCUACUAUAGAGCACUAUUCUGAGUUUGCCAUUGGAACCCUUUUCUGGAUGGAAAUAGUUCUGGUGGUGUUUUUUGGUGCUGAGUACCUGGUCCGGCUGUGGUCUGCAGGCUGCAGGAGUAAAUAUGUUGGCUUCCAGGGGAGGAUCCGGUUUGCCAGGAAGCCAAUAUCCAUCAUUGAUCUGAUUGUGGUAGUAGCCUCAAUUAUUGUUCUGAGCAUAGGAUCUAAUGGGCAGGUGUUUGCCACCUCUGCAAUAAGGGGGAUUCGCUUUCUCCAGAUCCUUCGGAUGCUCCAUGUUGACCGCCAGGGAGGCACCUGGAGACUCCUGGGGUCAGUGGUCUUCAUCCAUCGACAGGAACUUAUAACCACUCUGUACAUUGGAUUCUUGGGAUUAAUUUUCUCAUCCUACUUUGUUUAUCUUGCUGAGAAGGAUGCAGUUGAUGAGGAUGGAAAGACAGGUUUCUCCAGCUAUGCUGAUGCCCUUUGGUGGGGUGUGGUAACAGUCACAACAAUUGGCUAUGGAGAUAAAGUUCCCCAGACAUGGAUUGGAAAGACAAUAGCUUCCUGCUUCUCAGUGUUUGCCAUCUCCUUCUUUGCCCUGCCAGCUGGUAUUCUGGGGUCUGGUUUUGCCCUGAAAGUACAGCAGAAGCAACGUCAGAAGCAUUUCAAUAGACAAAUCCCAGCUGCAGCUUCCCUAAUUCAGACCCUGUGGCGCUGCUAUGCAGCAGAGAAAUCCUGCACCUCCACGGCCACCUGGAAGAUCUAUGUGACAGCUCCCGUGCAGAAUCCCAAAAAGUCUCCAGCGCCACCUAGUCCCGGCCUGAGAAAACAGAUCACUUAUGAUCACAUUGAUGAGCAAGAGGACAAAAAGGACGUGUCCUUCUACAUUGGUGAACCCAAAGUGAGAAGACGCCUGGAAGGGCACACCCCAGACGUGUCCCGGGCCAGCAGCUUCACUGAUGACAUCGACCUGGUACCCGAGGAGUCCCCGCUGCCAGCGGCAUCCGAUGUGGCACAACUGACUGAAGCACACAGAACAGCUGUGAAAGUCAUCAGGAGGAUGCAGUAUUUUGUGGCCAGAAGGAAAUUUCAGCAAGCUCGGAAGCCGUACGACGUCCGUGACGUGAUUGAGCAGUACUCCCAAGGACACCUCAACAUGAUGGUUCGCAUAAAGGAACUUCAAAGGAGGUUGGAUCAAUCCUUGGGAAAGCCAGGUCUUUUCCUCCCAGUUUCUGAAAAAGGGGUAGACAAAGGAUACUACAGUAUAGGAGCCAGACUGAUCCGGCUGGAGGAUAAGGUCAUGCAGAUGGACCAGAAGCUGGAUGACAUCCUGAGCACCCUCCAGGCUCAGCUGGGGGAUCAGGCACAGAUGCCAGGGGCAGCCACCCCACCUGUCAGACACCCACAGACACCCACAGAGUCCCCCCAGUGACCCAGGAAAUGUGAAAGCCGGGGGACAGCCAACGUGACCCUCCUGCUCUUCCAUGUCUGGGUAUCUCUCACUCUUGGUGUCCUCAUCUGUGUCAUGGGUGAAAUGAAAUAUAAAUGAAAUAAAUGAAAAAUCUGCACUAGUAGAUCAAUGAGGGAAAAAAAAAAAAACCAGAAAAAAAUUUUAAAAAAAGAAGAAACAGCAAGAAGCCAGCCACGACCUUAGGAGAGCACAUAAGUUCUGCACCUGUUUUAUUUUAUUUUAGCUGAACUCUGGCAGCCAGCAGCAGCCGAGCUCCCAUCCCCCAGCCCCACUUGGGCUGAGCACACAGGCACAGGGCACACUGUCAAGGGAAGCAUCCCAGCCAGGGUUAGGAUGACCCAUUUGUGGGCACGGAAGGGGAAAAGAACUGUUCUUUUGGCAUUUAAUCACUAAGUUUAAUGCUCACAGCAUGCCCCAAAGGGGGAAAGGAGCCAGCAUUUGAACAUGAAACAAAUGGAAAUCAGUGAACAGGAAAAUUAAACAGCAUGUUUUGACUUCUACCAAGCAGUGAGGAUCAUAAGAAGGGCAGAUUUAUAUGCUGGUGCGAAUGACAAAGUAAAGACAACAGGCUACUGAUUAAAAAUAUGGAAGUGUACACAGGCUGGUUGACAUAUGAAAGGCUGAAGCAGAGACUUCAGCUAAUUAAAGCAAAGGGCUGCCAGUGAGAUGAGAUGCAUGUUGGAACAGACAGGCAGGAGAGAUAGGAUCUGCGUAGGCUUACUUCACCAGAACACUGUAAUAGUUAUCAGCUACUCUGAUGACUGUUAUGCAAAAUGUUCUCAAGCUUUUACCUUCAUUCAGCAGAGGUUGUUGACUCCAGUUGCCUUAAUUUUAACAUAAGGAACCUGUAUGUUAAUUGGCUAUGAGCUAUCUGUGAAGCUGGGUUAAAGACAUGGAGUAGCAGGGUGCUGCAGGAGGGCUGCAGCUGUGAUUGAGAGUGGCAGGGCUCCUUAAAGAAAACAGAAAUGCACACACUGUUGAUGAAAGCUAAUGGCUGUUUAAAUAAACUGCUGUGUAUAAUUUUCAAUGCUAGAUUUAUUUUUUGCCUUGUAAUCUGGCUGUAAAUCGAGUGCACGUGCUGGCUGACGUGCUGUUGUUUAGGAACACCCCUGGUGCAGGUAGCUGGGCUGGCAAGCUGCAGAUGGAAAUGCAGGCUGAGAUGCAGGUUUAAAUGCAGAGUGAAGUACAGCCUGAGCUCUGGGUGGAGCCCAGGACAAGAGGAUGAACUGCUGACUUUUGGGGUGACAAAGGGCACAAAGGCAGGUGACAGCCAGCCAGGUGAAUAGACACUGAGACACAGCAGCAGCUGGGAAUUGCCAAACCUUGGACAACAAGGGAGAUGGAAACAAGUGAUGGUAGCAAGGUGGAUAGACAUGGAGAUGGGGACUGGCCAUGGGGAGACUGUGAUGGGAUAAAAUCCCAGGAUUCCUUUGCUGGGGUCUCUCCUUGGAGGCAGCAGCUUGGGGAGUUUCGGUGUCACUGCCCCAGGAACAAGUGGUUUCAUGGAAUGAGACACGUGGGACUCUGCCACCUCUGCCAUGGCAAAGCUGGUGUGAUGUGAGGGGGGAGUGAGGGGAGCCAGGCCAAGGAAGGGCCUUCAGUCCCAGAAAGUCUCUGACCUUGGGAGUGCCACUGCCAGAGAGUCCCAGAGGGAAUGGUCUGACUGGGGACUUUCCUUUUAACACUGUCACCAUGAAAUGGAUCUUACCUGGCA
Messenger RNA from Zonotrichia albicollis (white-throated sparrow), 3610 nucleotides. The record is from RefSeq and is a predicted model, not a curated record. NCBI's taxonomy places the organism in Eukaryota, Metazoa, Chordata, Aves, Passeriformes, Passerellidae.